This is a messenger RNA of Trichoplax adhaerens, 921 nucleotides long. RefSeq lists its product as uncharacterized. The record is from RefSeq and is a predicted model, not a curated record. Gene Ontology annotation, biological process: tetrahydrofolate interconversion. The transcript is spliced from 3 exons. Bases 1 to 921 code for a protein of 306 amino acids. Gene Ontology annotation, molecular function: methenyltetrahydrofolate cyclohydrolase activity; methylenetetrahydrofolate dehydrogenase (NADP+) activity. Gene Ontology annotation, cellular component: cytosol. NCBI's taxonomy places the organism in Eukaryota, Metazoa, Placozoa, Uniplacotomia, Trichoplacea, Trichoplacidae.
AUGACACGAUGCACGUUGCAUGCCAGCGCCAGGUUGGAUACAGCCAAAUUAAUCGAUGGCAAAAAGUUAUCGGCCGAAAUCAGCGAGGAGGUCAAGCAAGAAGUCGAUGAUUGGAUGUUGAAAGGUAAUAGACGACCACAUUUAUCUGUUGUCCUAGUUGGUGAUAAUCCUGCCAGUAAAUCUUACAUUAAAAGUAAGACUAAUGGCUGCGAUAAGGUCGGCAUCGACAGUAAAACACAUGUUUUGUCCGAUGCAAUUACACAAGAUGAAUUAUUAGCUUUUGUGGAUAACUUAAAUAAAGAUGACGGCGUCGAUGGCAUCCUUGUCCAACUUCCUUUACCAAAGCACAUGGACGAAAGAACAGUAUGCAAUGCUGUUGUACCAAGUAAAGAUGUUGACGGCUUUCAUGCUCUCAACGUCGGUCGAUUUUGUUUAAAUGAUAAUGCCUUCUUACCUGCUACUGCUGCCGGUGUAAUGGAAAUGAUCUAUCGAUAUAAAAUACCCACUUUUGGCAAGCACGCUGUUAUUUUAGGUCGAUCGAAAAAUGUUGGAAUGCCCAUUAUGAUGAUGUUGCAUUCUGAUGGAAGUGGCGAUGCUACUGCAACAAUUUGCCACCGUUAUACUCCACCUGAGCAGUUACUGAUCAACACGAAAAUGGCCGAUAUUCUAGUCGUAGCUGUCGGAAUACCAGGUCUGAUAAAAGCAGACAUGGUUAAACCUGGUGCCGCUAUUAUCGACGUUGGUAUUAAUCGAAUCACUGGUCCUGAUGGCAAGCAACGCUUAGUGGGUGAUGUCGAUUUUGAAGGCGUAUCCAAAGUUGCUAGCUAUAUUACCCCAGUACCUGGUGGUGUCGGACCAAUGACUGUUGCUAUGCUAUUAAAAAAUACCAUCGCAGCUGCAAAGAAGAUUUAUAAGUACUAA